Messenger RNA from Phalacrocorax carbo (great cormorant), 3739 nucleotides. NCBI's taxonomy places the organism in Eukaryota, Metazoa, Chordata, Aves, Suliformes, Phalacrocoracidae. The record is from RefSeq and is a predicted model, not a curated record.
UUCAUGAAGGGGGCGUGUCCCGCCCCGAAGGCUACCUAUUAGUCACGCGCUUUCGCGCGCUUUUGCUGGCCACGUGGGUCUGUUUUCGCGCGGAAUCCGGCUGGAGCGGGAGCGGCGGCGGGAUGGCGGACUCCUCCGAGUCGCAGGCGGCGGCUACCAGCCCCCUGCGCAGCUCCCGCCGGGGCGAUGCCUUCACCUCCAGCCCCGGCCGGGACCUGCCCCCCUUCGAGGAUGAGUCCGAAGGGCUCCUGGGGACCGAGGGGCUCCCCGAAGAAGAGGAGGAAGGAGAAGAGCUCAUCGGGGAAGGGAUGGAAAGGGACUACCGCCCCAUCCCCGAGCUGGAUGUCUAUGAAGCAGAGGGUCUGGCCUUGGACGACGAAGAUGUGGAGGAGCUGACGGCUAGCCAGCGGGAAGCUGCAGAGCGAGUAAUGAGGCAGCGAGACCGCGAGCUGGAGCAGGGCAUGGGCCGCAUGAGGAGGGGACUGCUUUACGAUAGUGAUGAUGAAGACGAAGACCGUCCUUCACGGAAGAGGCGGCUGGCAGAACGAGCUGCUGAUGGCAUGGAAGACGAAGAUGAAGACAUGAUUGAGAGCAUUGAAAAUCUGGAAGACAUGAAAGGGCAUUCAGUGCGGGAGUGGGUUUCCAUGGCAGCUCCCCGGCUUGAGAUCUACCACCGCUUCAAGAACUUCCUGAAGACCCAUGUAGAUGACCAUGGGCACAAUGUCUUCAAGGAGCGGAUCAGUGACAUGUGUAAAGAGAACAGAGAGAGUCUGGUGGUGAACUACGAGGAUCUGGCAGCCCAGGAGCAUGUCCUUGCCUACUUUCUGCCUGAGGCCCCAGCAGAAAUGCUGAAGAUCUUUGAUGAAGCAGCCAAGGAAGUGGUGUUGGCCAUGUACCCCAAAUAUGAUCGCAUUGCUCAGGAGAUCCAUGUCCGUAUCUCCCACCUCCCUCUGGUGGAAGAGUUGCGGUCACUUAGGCAACUGCACCUGAAUCAGUUGAUCCGAACCAGCGGAGUGGUGACGAGUUGCACAGGGGUCCUGCCUCAGCUCAGCAUGGUCAAAUACAACUGCAGCAAGUGCAGCUUUGUCCUGGGACCCUUUUUCCAGUCCCAAAACCAGGAGGUGAAACCCGGUUCCUGUCCAGAGUGUCAGUCUCUUGGCCCCUUUGAAAUCAACAUGGAAGAGACAGUCUAUCAGAACUAUCAGCGCAUCAAAAUCCAGGAGAGCCCUGGGAAGGUAGCUGCCGGCAGGCUGCCCCGUUCCAAGGAUGCCAUUCUCCUUGCCGAUCUGGUUGACAGCUGCAAGCCAGGGGAUGAGAUUGAGCUAACAGGGAUCUACCACAACAACUAUGAUGGCUCCUUGAACACUGCCAACGGGUUCCCAGUAUUUGCAACUGUGAUCCUGGCCAACCAUAUUGCCAAGAAGGAUAACAAGCUGGCUAUUGGAGAACUGACUGAUGAAGAUGUGAAAGUGAUUGUGGGUCUGUCCAAGGAUGAGCAAAUUGGGGAGAAGAUUUUUGCCAGCAUUGCCCCAUCUAUUUACGGGCAUGAAGAUAUCAAGAGGGGCUUGGCUUUAGCUCUCUUUGGUGGAGAGCCCAAAAACCCAGGUGGCAAACAUAAAGUCCGUGGUGACAUCAACGUGCUUCUGUGCGGGGACCCUGGUACUGCGAAAUCACAGUUUCUUAAAUACAUAGAGAAGGCAUCUAGCAGAGCGAUCUUCACCACUGGCCAGGGUGCUUCUGCUGUGGGCCUCACAGCCUAUGUCCAGAGGCACCCGGUCAGCAAGGAGUGGACUUUGGAGGCAGGAGCCCUUGUGCUGGCUGACAGAGGUGUCUGCCUGAUUGACGAAUUCGACAAGAUGAAUGAUCAGGAUAGGACCAGCAUCCAUGAAGCCAUGGAACAGCAAAGCAUUUCGAUCUCCAAAGCAGGCAUUGUCACAUCCUUGCAAGCCCGCUGCACUGUUAUUGCUGCUGCCAAUCCAAUAGGUGGGCGAUAUGACCCAUCAUUGACUUUCUCGGAGAAUGUAGACCUGACAGAGCCCAUCAUCUCUCGAUUUGAUAUCCUGUGUGUGGUGAGAGACACAGUGGACCCAGUGCAGGAUGAAAUGCUUGCCCGGUUCGUUGUUGGCAGCCAUGUCAAGCACCACCCAGGUAGCAAAGAGGCAGUGGAUGGGGACGCCAAUGAGGUCGUUCUUCCCAACACAUACGGGGUUGAACCCAUUCCCCAGGAGAUCCUGAGGAAAUACAUCAUCUAUGCCAAAGAGAAGGUUCACCCCAAACUCAACCAGAUGGACCAGGACAAGGUGGCCCGGAUGUACAGCGACCUCAGGAAAGAGUCUAUGGCAACUGGCAGCAUCCCCAUCACAGUGCGUCACAUUGAGUCCAUGAUCCGGAUGGCCGAGGCUCAUGCCCGCAUGCACCUGCGGGACUAUGUGGUGGAAGAUGAUGUCAACAUGGCCAUCCGGGUGAUGCUGGAGAGCUUUAUUGACACGCAGAAGUUCAGCGUCAUGCGGAGCAUGCGGAAGACAUUCUCCCGCUACCUUUCAUUCAAGCGAGACAACAAUGAACUGCUGCUGUUCAUACUGAAGCAGCUGGUUGCAGAGCAGGUGAUGUACCAGAGAAACCGCUAUGGGGCCCAGCAAGACACCAUAGAAGUGCCAGAGAAGGACUUGGUGGAUAAGGCUCGGCAGAUCAAUAUCCACAACCUCUCUGCCUUUUACGACAGUGAAGUGUUCAAGAUGAACAGGUUCAGCCGGGAUGUGAAGCGGAAGCUGAUUGUCCAGCAGUUCUGAGGCUGGCAGUUGAGUUUACCAUGUCCUCCUGUGAGAUGAGACCUCCAUCUUGCAGCCCUCCCAGGAACGCUACAGAAAUAAUGAUCCAGAGGGACUAAGCUGCACAUUCUCUUGCUUGCUUUCUGCCUUAUGGAUUAAGGGAGUGCUGAUCUGCUGAAGACCUUGUAAAUAGAACAGAAUUAAGCAGUUAAAUGCCCAGCCAAGACUGUUUAGCAACCUCAUUCACUGUUUUGCCUUGUAGCUAAGCUCAAUAGGGAGGGAAUUGCUGGCCACAUAGAUGGCAGGUUUGCUGGUUGUUUGUCACUAGUUGUUAUGGGCUCAUCUACAGGAGAGACCAAGUGGGAGCAUUCGAAAGGCAUUUGUCUGCCUUAUCCAUGCCCCUUGGAUUGCAAGCACCCUCAGGGUUUCUCUUUUCCCAUCUCUGGCGACCGUGCAGCCUGCUGGGUGAUAACUGAGACUCUUCUUAACUCUCCACAAACCAGCUCCAGGCCUUGGUGCCUGACACUUGACAUUUCCCCAGGUGCUCACAUGGGUUGACCCUUUGCUUGGUUUCUGCAAGGCUGGAGGCGGGGCAGAGGAAGGGGGGAACUGAAAUAAAACAUAACUAUUUCUAAUAUUAGUGGUGAUCUGUAUGGGUAGUGAAAGCUCCUUCAGUACAUGCUGAGGCAGUGUCCAGAAGCCUUAGGGAAGGGGCUUCCCCUGCCUUACUGGGUGUUAUCUCUGUGCAGCUGUCAGCAGAUAUGAAUUUAUGGGUGGAUCGUAGUGCUGACACCUAAACUGAACACCAUCUCUCACCUCCAGUUGUUGAGGGUGAAGCACCCGUGGUGCUGUUUUUGGGAGUAGCAGUGAAGAAGCCCUGAGCUGGAGGUGUGCAGGGAGGGCAGGAUGGGCUCGGUGUUCACAUGCAAUUUCCUUACUCUGUGUGUUUUAAAUACAUUUGGUUUUUAAUA